AGUCGCGGCUGCUGAGUGCUGACUGCUAACUGCUGACUGCUGAACAUUGUUUUGUAUUUUGCGUGUAUGUACUCAUGAGUUUGACGGUUAUGUGGAUUGGGGGUACCACAUAGAUAUGUUAUCAUAAGAUCAUCAAAUACAAUAUUUUCGAAGAUAAACGAUUACACCGCUACUUUUUUAUCAUUUUUAUCUGUUUAUCUGCUAUUUUGAAAAUAUACUCAAGAUAAUAAAGUAAAAUGUCAUUGGGCAAUGAAUAUUCAAGCCAUGAAAAUUUUUCAGCUAAAAGUCAAAUGAAAAAUAGUCAUGCCCCUUUAGCAGAGCGAAUGAGACCAAAUGAAUUGGAUGACUAUGUCGGUCAAUCUCAUUUAAUAGGCCCUAAUACUUUACUUUGUAAUUUAUUAAAAAAUGAAGAAAUUCCAAACAUGAUUUUAUGGGGACCUCCAGGUUGUGGAAAGACUUCUUUGGUAAAUGUCAUAAUGAAACAAAGCAAGACAUUUUCUAAGUAUCCAGUAAAAUUUAUCAAGUUUGCUGCCACUACGGCAGGUAUCAAUGAUGUAAAAAAAAUAAUAUUAGAUGCUGAAUCUUAUCUAAAAAAAGGUGGAAAAACUGUGGUUUUCAUGGAUGAGAUUCAUAGAUUCAAUAAACUGCAACAAGAUGUGUUUUUGCCUCAUGUAGAAGAAGGAACGUUUAUACUUAUUGGUGCCACUACAGAAAAUCCAUCUUCUAAUUUAAAUUCAGCACUGUUGAGUAGAUGCAGAGUUUUUGUCCUUAACAAAUUGACAAAAAAUGAUUUACUUCCCUUAUUGUCAAAGGCAGUUGAAAAACUAGGUGGCAAAGUAAUAUUGAAAAAAAAUAAAUAUGAGCAGUUUGGCACAAUCAGAUUUUUAAUUCAUAAAGAUAUUCUUGAUUGGUUGUCAGAAGUAUGCGAUGGAGACGCAAGAGUUGCCCUUGGAGGUUUGGAUACCACAGUAUCUCUUAAAGUUCCUAAAAAUGUUGAAGUUAAUGCAAAACCAAUUACAAUAAAUUCUAAUGACAUAAAAAAAAGUCUAGAGAAAAUUCAAAACUUUAAUGGUAAACAAACAGAUCAAAUGAAUUAUUUACAUAAUGCAUUACACCACAGUAUUAAAGAUAAUCAAGAGAUGCCAGCUUUAUACUGGUUAGCAAGAUUAAUUCAAGACGGUGAAGAUCCAGUUAAUAUUGCCAGACGUUUAGUGAGAAUAGCAGGAGAGGAUAUUGGUCUUUGUGAUGAAGAGGCUUUGAGUAUGUCUUUAAAUACUGUUAGAGCUUGUCAAUUGAUUGGUUUACCCGAAAGCGAUGUAAUUUUAGCACAGUGUGUGGUUUAUUUAACAAGAGCAAAAAAGUCUGAGAAAAUAGAAGGGGCAUUUUUCAAAUGUCAAAAUAAAAUUGAAAACCAUGUAGGACCGCAGCCUAAGGUUCCACUAUUUAUAAAAGAUACAUCAGGCCAAGGAAAACUAAGAUCUGUGCUUGGUAAGGGUUAUCAAGAAAUAAAAACUCUUGAAAAUCUGAAUAAAAACCAUUUACCUCAAGGCCUUGAGGAUGUUGAUUUUUUUGUUUAAUACUGAUUGAAUAUUUAUCAUGUA
Trichogramma pretiosum is the source of this 1601-nucleotide messenger RNA. Its product is annotated as ATPase WRNIP1-like. The record is from RefSeq and is a predicted model, not a curated record. Lineage: Eukaryota; Metazoa; Arthropoda; Insecta; Hymenoptera; Trichogrammatidae. Gene Ontology annotation, biological process: DNA-templated DNA replication; regulation of DNA repair. The coding region runs from base 237 to 1577 and encodes 446 amino acids. Gene Ontology annotation, molecular function: DNA binding; ATP binding; single-stranded DNA helicase activity. The transcript has 5 exons. Gene Ontology annotation, cellular component: nucleus.